Prorocentrum cordatum is the source of this 1539-nucleotide messenger RNA. NCBI's taxonomy places the organism in Eukaryota, Dinophyceae, Prorocentrales, Prorocentraceae. The record is from the annotation of a GenBank genome assembly.
UUCCCGAUCUUCUUACCUUGACGAUGCAACGCAAGGCAUUCGGCAGUGAGAGGUUCGAUCCUGUCGAGACGAUCGAGCUGCCAGCAGACACAUGCUCGUUUUUCAAGCUGCGUAUGGGGCUGACAAGCUCAAGCCGAAGCACCAUCACGAAUUGCACGUCGCCGGUAAUGGGCGUUCAAUUAAAUAAUUGUAGCAUAAUCGAGUGCUUCACCCAAGAACGUAAAGGUGGUUCUGUCAAACGUGCCGCGGAACACAUCGAAUUCGGAGGCAGGUUUGAGCGCAGUGCAGUGUUCCGCGUCUGGCACGAGGAGCUUCGAUCUUUAUCUGUUGCCCACCUUUGGUUCAAUCAUCUGGUGGGCGAGCAAGAAUGUUGCUCUGAUCUGGACUGCGACGUGGCCCGUGGUGUUUCACGGAACCAUGUGCAAUCCAUGGUCGGCGACAUCGUCAUCGACGACGCUGGGGCCAUGGCGUCGAUAGGCUGCGCCGCUGAUGGGCGGUACUCGCACGGCGACGACGCUGGGGCCAUGGCGUCGAUGGGCGCAGCGUGCUGCGCCGCUGAUGGGCGGUACUCGCACCUUGCCAAGUGUCUCGUCGAUGGAGCACGGGAGACCAGCGCAGCAUCGAGGCGGCGGCUCGGCGAAGAAAGGAGGAGGAGGAGGAGGAGGAGGAGGAGGAGGAGGAGGAGGAGCAGCAGCCCACAAUUGUUUCCUCUGCGCGACGGUGCCCUGAUCAGGCACGCUGCGAUGUGGAGCUCUGGAGAUGCUUCACACGUGCUGGUUGCUGAGCGGUAACAGAAGCGGUCGACCUCCCGCUCGGGGUGGGAGGGUGGGCACCAGGGCCACUGAGAUAUCUGAGAUGUAGUGAGAUGUUCGCACACACUCACACAUAUGUACAUAGCAUACCAAUCGGCAUGAGUAAGAUAUGUGUGCAACCUGCAUGAACUCAUGAUGAGUGGAAGAAGCCCAUACAGUGCAUCAUGUGGGUCUAUCUCUAGUUAUAAAGCAGCUACCACCUAGUAGGCUCAAACUGGCACUUGAUGUUGGAACAUGGGAAAAUAAACCAAGAUACAACUGUGCAAGAGAAUAAGCCAAGAUAGAAGGCUUUAGCAAGCUUGCUUCUCCUACAGCGACGCAGAGUCUCUGGAGGGGGGGGGCGAUGCUACCCCCCCGCACCCCGGUUCGAACCAGGGAGGGGGGGGUUCUAACACGGGUGGUGGAAGUGGGAGUGAGCUGAGGGAGGCAGGAGAUUGUUGUUGGGGACGGGCCUCAAGUGAAGCGGCCUCGACCCAUCGAACGGGGCCGAAAAAACAUCGGACGCGUCUGAAUCCGAGUUCCCCUCGAGGGGGCCGGACUGACGCGUCGAAGCCUCGCCUUGGGCCCUGACCCAGGCAACGUCGGCCUCCUCGUGGGCAAACGAGCACAACACCUGACAGAAAAUGGUUGCUCUUCCGAACCCGCGUGCACUGCCGGCUCGAAGAGCAAGAAGAAGCAAAAGGGUGAAACACCAAUGCUGGCAGUAUUGUUCCCCGCCCUCCUGCUC